Molecule: messenger RNA, 1375 nt
Organism: Apodemus sylvaticus (European woodmouse)
Lineage: Eukaryota; Metazoa; Chordata; Mammalia; Rodentia; Muridae
Gene: Fgf22
Product: fibroblast growth factor 22
Exons: 3
Coding region: 18-506 (162 amino acids)
Biological process (GO): fibroblast growth factor receptor signaling pathway; positive regulation of gene expression; positive regulation of cell population proliferation
Cellular component (GO): cytoplasm
Molecular function (GO): fibroblast growth factor receptor binding; growth factor activity
Source: RefSeq, a predicted model, not a curated record
GCCGGGCACAGGUCGGGAUGCGCCGCCGACUCUGGCUGGGCCUGGCCUGGCUGCUGCUGGCGCGGGCACCGGGCGCCCCGGGCGGGUACCCGCAUCUGGAGGGCGACGUGCGCUGGCGCCGCCUCUUCUCCUCCACCCACUUUUUCCUUCGUGUAGACCCUGGUGGUCGGGUGCAGGGGACGCGUUGGCGGCACGGCCAAGACAGUAUCGUUGAGAUCCGUUCUGUCCGUGUGGGCACCGUGGUGAUCAAAGCCGUGUACUCAGGCUUCUAUGUGGCCAUGAAUCGCAGGGGUCACCUCUAUGGGUCGCGGGUCUACUCUGUGGACUGUAGGUUCCGGGAGCGCAUCGAGGAGAACGGCUACAACACGUACGCCUCGCGGCGUUGGAGGCACCACGGCCGACCCAUGUUCUUGGCGCUUGACAGCCAGGGCAUUCCCAGGCAAGGCAGACGGACGCAACGGCACCAGCUGUCCACACACUUCCUGCCAGUCCUCGUAUCGUCCUGAAGGGCCGGCCGGUGGUUCAGGAGGCAUGGGCAGUGCACGGGGCCUGGAAGAUCUGGAGCUGAGCGGCGGCAAAGGGCCAGGCCAGAGACCCUGGGCCCUCACAGGUCUUUAUGUCACAAGCUGGGUGCCCACCGGCUGCCAGGUGUGGAGCCAUAGCAGGGCCCCUGCGAGUGAGGGCAGUGCUCAGGGGAUACCCAGAACUGGAGGCUUCCAUCCGCCUAGUUUGGAGGUGAGAACACUCUGGGCACAGCACGGAGAGGCUUGGAGGUGGGGACGUACCAGGUAGAUGAGGAAAGUAGACGGGGUGGACCAGGGAGGGUGGACAUGUCGCAGAGGGCGGGACCCGGGUCAGUGGGAACACAGACCUAUUAGCCCAUGUGGCCAGAGUAUGGGACUGGGGUUAAGGGCACUCUCGUUCUUCCAAGGGGCCUGAGUUUAGUUCUCCCACAGCAGGCCGCUCAUAACCACCGUACCUCCCCUCCCCUCCCCGCCCCUGCAGAGGGUCUGACUCCCUGUUCUCUGCAGGCACUGCAUGUGCAUAUACCCUGCACCCAUUCACAAAAAAAAAAAAAAACAAUUUGUUUUUUUGAGACAAGGUCUCUACAUAACCCUGCUGUCAUGUCAUGGAAUUCACUAUGUAGACUAUGCUGGCCUGGAACUCGAGAGAUCUGCCUGUCUCUGCCUCCUGCACCACCAUCCCAGGCUGAUGUGAGGCCUCUGGACACUGUGUGUUCAAUGCCUGAGUUCCCUGGAGUCACUGGGAGGGGCAGUCUGAUCUCACACGUCACAGCGUGAGGAGACCAGUGUCAGGUGGCCAUCAAAAAUAAAUGUUCCGAGCCUCGGUGUGCAUGGCUGUCAGUGGCAGGACA